Messenger RNA from Magallana angulata, 2424 nucleotides. RefSeq names its product vacuolar protein sorting-associated protein 52 homolog. Gene Ontology annotation, biological process: retrograde transport, endosome to Golgi; lysosomal transport; endocytic recycling. The record is from RefSeq and is a predicted model, not a curated record. Lineage: Eukaryota; Metazoa; Mollusca; Bivalvia; Ostreida; Ostreidae. The transcript has 20 exons. Gene Ontology annotation, cellular component: GARP complex. Gene Ontology annotation, molecular function: syntaxin binding. The coding region runs from base 113 to 2227 and encodes 704 amino acids.
UAAUGUUCAAGAACUAGUUUAAUAACACUUGUCAAUUUCUUUCCCAUUCUGUUUCUUUUCAUGAUUUACGAAAUCUUGAACAGUCUAGUCUAGAUAAUAGCAGGAUAUUCAAAUGACUGAAAAUUACGGUGUGGGAGAAAUUAAUUUGAAUCUAGGGGAGCUAGAUUUGACUUCAGAAGACUUCUGGCUGGAUGAAGUUGAUGAACAUAUUCAAAAGAACUUGGAAGAUGAGGUGGUUCAGGAUGCUCUCAAAAAGGGUACAGAUUUAAGGACUUAUGCCAAAGAGGUUGAAAGAGAACUACUGGAUGUAGAAAAUGCCUCAAUACAAGAUUAUAUCAAAGAAAGUGGAAACAUUGCCAGUUUACACAAACAGAUAGCAGCAUGUGAUACAAUAUUGGAGAGGAUGGAGGAAAUGCUGAAUGGUUUCCAGGGAGAUCUUAGUAGUAUCAGCAGUGAGAUCCAGACCCUACAAGAGCAGUCCGUCAGCAUGAACAUCAAGCUAAAAAACAGACAGGCAGUUAGGGGAGAAUUGAGUCAGUUUGUGGAUGAAAUGGUGAUACCUGAACACAUGAUCAAUCAUAUACUAGAUACCCCCGUCACAGAGAGGGAAUUCCUAGAACAACUGCAUGAACUUAAUCACAAAAUCAACUUUGUCAAAGAACAGUCCUUCAAAGAUGCCAGAUCUUGUCAUGAUGUGAAAGAUAUACUGGAAAAGCUCAAAAUAAAGGCAAUAUCCAAAAUCAGAGAAUUUCUGAUGCAGAAAAUUUACUCCUUUAGGAAACCAAUGAGCAACUAUCAAGUACCUCAGAAUGCUAUGCUUAAAUUCAGAUUUUUCAAUGAGUUCUUAAUGGCAAAUGAAAGACAUGUUGCAAGAGAGAUUCGGGAUGAGUACCUAGACACGAUGUCCAAGAUAUACUACUCAUAUUUCAAAGGCUACCUUGGUCGUCUGAUGAAGUUACAGUUUGAAGAGGUGGCAGACAAGGAUGAUUUGAUGGGAGUGGAGGAUACCGCCAAAAAGAGUUUCUUUAGUUCUAAACCAGCCUUGAAGAACAGGUCUACAGUUUUUACUUUGGGUAAUCGAGGGGAAGUUUUGACAGCUAGACUAGAGGAGCCAAUCAUUGUUCCCCAUGCUCAGCAAAAGUCGGACACAAAGUUUAAUUUUGAGAGUUUAUUCCGGAGUUUACACUAUGCCCUAAUGGACAACUGCUGUAGAGAGUACCUGUUCCUAGUAGAUUUUUAUAUGGCCUCUGGUACAGCCUCUCAAGAUUUGUUUAAUGCCAUCAUGUCCAAAACACUACAGACCUACCUUAAAACAAUGGAGGAACAUGUAUCUGAGUGUUAUGACUCUAUUGCCAUUUUCCUAUCCAUUCACAUUGUACACAGAUUUAGGAACAUCAUGCACAAGAGAGCUGUACCCGCUCUUGACAGGUACUGGGACACCCUCCUUGGAAUCAUGUGGCCAAGGUUUGAAACAAUUUUACACCUCAACAUACAAAGCGUACGAGAUGUGGAUCCUCAGAAGUUUGGACAUAUUGACAACAGGCCACAUUAUAUCACCAGGAGAUAUGCAGAGUUUUCAGCAGCCAUUGUGGGAAUCAACCAGUCCUUCCCCGACGACCGAGUCCAUCAUUUACUGGAACAGCUUCAGACCGAGGUUGAAAACUUCAUCCUCAAGAUGGCUGCCGAGUUUCCUCUAAGAAAAGAGCAGCUGAUAUUUCUCAUCAACAACUACGACAUGAUGUUAGGCGUACUACUGCACGCAUCUGCUACUAAGUUUAGACAGGAGAGAACGGCAGAAGAGUCAAAGGAAUCGGAGAGUUUCAAGGAACUUCUGACAGCACGGACCCAAGAAUUCAUUGAGGAGGUAUUGUCCCCUCACUUCGGAGGCAUGAUUUCCUUUGUUAAGGACUGUGAAAACACCAUAGAGAGGGCAGGGGUGGAGGCCCUGCGACCAGAUGAGAGAAGAGUACAAUCUAUUGUGCGGGGCUUUAACAAUGACUGGAAGCGAGCUCUGGAGCUUAUCAAUGGUGAUGUCAUGAGGGCAUUUACUAAUUUCAAGAAUGGCACACAGAUUUUACAGGGAGCCUUGACGCAACUGAUUCAAUAUUACCACAGAUUCCAAAAAGUUCUGGGACAGGGACCAUACAAAAAUAUGCAAAUAAGAAAUGAACUCAUUAAUAUUCAUCAUGUGAUGGUGGAAGUCAAAAAAUAUAAACCAACCUUUUAAGACCAUGACAGGAGAUAAAAACUAUAAAAUGCUGUUAAUAUUGAGAGCAAGAUUGAUUGCAUAUGUCAUACAUAUGUGGACAGAAAAAUUAUUUAUAAAACCAUUUCCUAGUGCAAUACUUUGACAGGAAGAAGCGUUGAUAUGUUUUAUUGUAUAUGAUGAAUAUGCAUGUAAAGAUGUGUAUUAAAAUACAAAUU